Messenger RNA from Nerophis lumbriciformis (worm pipefish), 2683 nucleotides. RefSeq names its product PTTG1 interacting protein a (gene pttg1ipa). NCBI's taxonomy places the organism in Eukaryota, Metazoa, Chordata, Actinopteri, Syngnathiformes, Syngnathidae. Gene Ontology annotation, cellular component: nucleus; cytoplasm. Gene Ontology annotation, biological process: protein import into nucleus. The record is from RefSeq and is a predicted model, not a curated record.
CCAUUGAUAUUUUUAAAUUAUUAUUAUUAUUAUUUGAAACUGGAUUUUGCAUGUCACUAUAAAGUUAUAUAAGCCUUGCUUGUUCAAUAUUCACUGCAAAACUUGUUUGGGUCCCUAUUAAAAGGUUCAUUUGUUCAACCUUGGCCCGUGGCUUUGUUCAGUUUUAAAUUUUGGCCCACUCUGUAUUUGACUUUGACACCCCUGCUCGAGACACAUAUCAAACAGUGGGCUUUCUAACAAUUAGGAAGGUUUGUGUUGUGUUUUUUCUCCUACAUAAACCAUGUGACAACAAAAAAUAUAUUUUCCACCCCAUUUUUUUUCCCAUUUCUAUACAUUUUUGAAAAAGCUCCAUGGAGCCACCAGGGCGCCGCAAAAGAGCCGCAUGUGGCUAUAGAGCCACGGGUUGCUGACCCCCGCCCUAUAAUCUAACACAGUGGUUCUCAACCUUUUUUCAGUGAUGUACCCCCUGUGAACAUUUUUUAAAUUUAAGUACCCCCUAAUCAGAGCAAAGCAUUUUUGGUUGAAAAAAAGAGAUAAAGUAGUAAAAUACAGCACUAUGUCAUCAGUUUCUGAUUUAUUAAAUUGUAUAACAGUGCAAAAUAUUGCUCAUUUGUAGUGGUCUUUCUUGAACUAUUUGGGAAAAAAUAUAUAAAAAUAACUAAAAACUUGUUGUAAAAAAAAACCAAGUGAUUCAAUUAUAAAUAAAGAUUUCUACACAUAGAAGUAAUCAUCAACUUAAAGUGCCCUCUUUGGGGAUUGUAAUAGAGAUCCAUCUGGAUUCAUGAACUUAAUUCUAAACAUUUAUUUUGUUGAAGUAUUAUUCAAUAAAUAUACUGUAUUUAUAAAGGAUUUUUGAAUUGUUGCUAUUUUUAGAACAUUUAAAAAAAAUCUCACGUACCCCUUGGCAUACCUUCAAGUACCCCCAGGGGUACGCGUACCCCCAUUUGAGAACCACUGCUCCAACACAUAUUUUAUCUUAUUUCAUAUAAAAAUACUCUUAGACAUCUUUUUCCGUACAAGUGAUUACCGAAUUGUAUACAAAUAAAUGUACAGUCAUAUAAUGAAUUAAAUAUUUUUUAAAUAGAUAAAAUAUGUGAUGUGUUUCCUCAUAUUUUAAAAAUUGCCUGCGUCAUACAUAACGUAACACGAUGACGUCACAGGAAAGUAUACGCCCCUUUGUGUGUGUUUGCGUCGGUGCGCGUGUCAGUAUUUGGUUUUGUGUGAAGGAGAGCGGCCACGAUCCUUCUUCCUCCACACCUGCGGAACAUUUUAACUUACCAAAAAAAAAAAAAAAAAGGAAUACCUCACCAUUUUUUUACCCACACAAUGACGGAUUUAAGGAGUUUUGUCCCUGUUGUCCUCUUGGUGUUCACUUUGGGGACAGUUUUAGCGCAAACGCCCGCACCUGUACGAGUUUGUGAGUCCAAGAACGGCACCAGCUGUGAAGAAUGUCUGGGGAAUGUGACAUGCUUGUGGUGUAUAAAAACCCGCUCGUGUUUGACUUAUCCUGUGAGGACCAUCCUGCCGCCGCAUGCCCUCUGUCCGCUCAAUGAUGCACGCUGGGGGCUUUGUUGGAUCAACUUUAGGAACUUGAUCAUCACCCUCGCAGUGCUGGGCGCUGUUCUCAUCAUUGCCUUUCUAGUGUGUCUGUUCUGUUGCUGCAAGUGUGAAAACUUUGGAGCUUCAAGGUUUGCGGCUAAGAUAGAGAGACAGGUGAACAGAACAAAAUCCAAACAGGAGGAGAGGCGGGCCGAGAUGAAGCAGAGACACCAGGAAAUCAGAAAGAAAUAUGGCUUAAGCGGAGCAAAUCCUUACUCCAAAUUUGGAUGAGACGAUUCCUAAACUGGGACUUUAAUUUAACAGAGUUUUAUUCAUGACUUUUUUGUAUCUUUGUCUUUAUAUGUUGCAAACCAAGAAGCUGUAAGAAAUUUCUGCUAAUGCCUCCUUUUCCACUGCUUGGUACCUGCUCUGCUCUGCUCUACUUGCUUUUAGGUACUAUUUGUACUACCUCGUCAGCAUGCCGAGUAGAUACCACAUGAACCCCAGUUGGAGGCUUAGUAAAAUACAACUUUUCUGUAGCGAUUCCUUUUCUUGCUGAUCCCGUAAUGAAGUGCACUGCAUCCGUCUUGGAAAACCACACCACACUAAGCACAAUAUUUACAGUGCAUCCGGAAUGUAUCCACAGCGCUUCACUUUUUCCACAUUUUGUUGUUACAGCCUUAUUCCAAAAUUGAAUACAUUCAUUUUUGUCCUCAAAAAAUUGUUUUAAUUUCCAAAUUUUCUUAAAAGUAAAAAACUAAAACAAAUCACAUGCAUUCACAGCCUUUUCACAAUUCUUUGUUGAUGCACCUAUGGCAGCAAUUACAGCCGGGUUUUCUCCAAACAUGAUGCCUGACAUACAUGCCAAAGAGUUCAAUCUUUGUCUCAUCAGACCAGAGAUGUUUGUGUCUCUUGGUCUAAGAGUCUUUCAGGUGCAUUUUGGCAAACUUUUUACUAAGAAACGACUUCUGUCCGGCCAACAUUGGUGGAUUUCUGCAGAGAUGCUUGUCCUUCUAGAACAGGCCUGGGCAAUUAUAUUGACUCUGGGGUGGCCAAAUUUAGAGAAAAAAAUGUGUCUGAAGGCGGGUAUAUCUAUUUUUAGGAACACUAAUACAAAACCUCACAAUAAUGUCUGAUUGAAUGC